AUGGCUGAGCCUGAGGAGCGGUGGAGAGCGGACGCCGAGGCCCGGCUCGCGUUUUUAGCGAAGCCGCCGGGCGCGCUCGGUACAUUGGAAGAGUGGUGCGUCACCCUAUGCGUCGCGCAAAAGACGUUACGGCCGACGGUCUCAGCUGCCGCCCUCGUAUUUGUCGCGGAUCACGGUUGCAAAAAAGCCGACUCGGCGCUCAGUCCAUACCCGGCAUCCGCGACGCAAGCCAUAUUCCGCUCGCUAGCCGCCGGUGUCUCGUGCGCGGCCGUUCUCGCACGAUCGGUAGGUGCGACGCUACACGUCGUCGACGUGGGUGUUGAUGGCGACGUGUCCGACGUCCGAGACCGGGAUGGGAUCGAGGUGCACCACUGCAAAGUCCUCCCGGGAACCUCUGAUAUACGGCGCGAACCGGCGAUGUCGGAAGAGGCGCUCGACGCUGCGUUACGCGUCGGUCAGCAACAGGUCCAGGUGGUCUCCUGCGGAGCAACGGUCAUAUGCAUCGGAGAGGUAGGUAUUGGCAAUACGACUUCCGCGGCGUGUCUGCUCGCCGCGCUGACGGGUAGCGACGCCGAAACGGUCUGCGGCCGCGGCACGGGUCUCGACGACGCGGGGCUUGCGCACAAAAUCGAGGUCGUCCGCGCGGCGCUCGCGCAUCACAAUUUGCCACUAACGCGCAACGCUCUACGAUGUGUCGGAGGCCUCGAAAUUGCAGCCAUGGUCGGCGCAUAUAUAGCUAUGUCGUCGACGAGGGCCGUUGCCGUCGUCGACGGUUUCAUCAGCGGAGUGGCCGCGUUGUGCGCGAUCCAGAUGCAACCGUCCUGCCGGUCCCGCAUGAUCUUUGCCACGUCGCUCGCCGAGGAGCCGUCGCGCCCCGGCGGUGGCGCUAUACUUGCGGAGGCGCUCGGUGCGAAACCGGCCCUCGACAUGGGCCUGCGCCUCGGCGAGUGUUCCGCGGCCGUGCUCGCGCUUCCUUUACUCUCCGCCGCAGCCGCCCUCCCCACCGCGGCGACGCUCGACGAGGCCAUGGCGUUGUCGCCUAACGCGCCGGCCCCGGCAGCGGCGGCCGACGACGACGACGACGACGGCUUCGAAUGUCUCGGGUCCGUGACGGCCGAAGAGCGCGCGGCCGAGGCGAGGCUUGCCGCGUAGGCCGCUGGAAACGUGCUCGAGGUCGAGUCGCCUCCGCGUCCCGUCGCGUUCACGAGCGAUGCAGAUGCGACCUUCCUGCCGGUCCCGCGGAGCCCGCGAACACCGUCGGAGGUCGCACUGCCGCCGGUGCCGACUUUCAUGGGCCGCGGCACUGCCAGGCGACCGGUCGAGCCGCCCGCGCCGGCGCAAGCGUUCGGCGCGCGGGCCAACUACGACCCGGUCCUAGACGAG
Pelagomonas calceolata is the source of this 1383-nucleotide messenger RNA. Lineage: Eukaryota; Pelagophyceae; Pelagomonadales; Pelagomonadaceae. The record is from the annotation of a GenBank genome assembly.